AGAACAAUUUCCGUUUCCGGUUGGAUGUGACGUCAGCUCGGUUGCGUGUAGAAAUAAUUGCAUAACGUUCCCUUGCUAGUAUUCCGUUGAUGAGUUCGGUUUAAUCGUGGACCAAGAUGCCGUUUGUCGAAUUAAACAGCAAUUUACCAGCCAGCGCUCUCUCACAAGACUUUAUCAGCAAAUUUGCUUCUUUCACGGCCUCCGUUUUGGGGAAGACUGAAGAUAGAAUGAACGUAAUGGUGAAUCCGGGGCUCCUGCUGAUGGUAGCAGGCUCCUGCGCUCCCUGCGUGAUGCUGUCGAUCUCUGCUAUGGGCGUGACCGACACCGCUGACAAGAAUAAGGAGCACAGCGCCAAGAUCUUUGACUUCCUGACGAGAGAGCUUUCUCUGACGGAGGACAGGAUUGUUCUUCGGUUCCUCAGUUUGCAGCCUCACCAGGUUGGAAAGAACGGAACGGUCAUGAGCUUCCUGUAAAUAAUUCCACCCUGUAAAUAAGUGACAUAAACACAAUAAAGUCCAAAAUUUAA
Doryrhamphus excisus (bluestripe pipefish) is the source of this 526-nucleotide messenger RNA. It is a transcript of the gene ddt, whose product is annotated as D-dopachrome tautomerase. Lineage: Eukaryota; Metazoa; Chordata; Actinopteri; Syngnathiformes; Syngnathidae. The record is from RefSeq and is a predicted model, not a curated record. Gene Ontology annotation, molecular function: phenylpyruvate tautomerase activity.